AUGUCCCCGCCUCUCCCCCCCGCCUCCCCCGACUGCCUCCAGUGCCGCGACUUUUCGGCCGCCGACGCCGUCGGCGGCAUGUACCCGCGCGACACGCUGCCCCGCUCCGACCCAAUCGGCUUCCUCGCGCACCACCUGUGCUCCCCGUUCCCCUCAGCGACGGACAAGGCGCGCGCAAUCUUCACCUGGUUCCACCAUAACAUGGACUAUGACGUCGCGUCGUUUGUCGGCCACCUCGGCGGCGUGGCCAUUGCCCCAUCAACCCCCGCCGAGUCCAUCCUGUCCGGGGUGGGCGUGUGCGCGGGCUAUGCGGGCUCGUAUGCCGCCAUCGCGACCGCCGCGGGGCUCGAGUGCACCGUCGUGAACGGGCACGGCAAAGGCGUCGGAUACCACGACUGGCAGGCCGGCGAGCCCGUGCCCGCGUACGACAUGAACCACGCGUGGAACGCCGUGCGGGUCGACGGCGGCGAGUGGAAGCUCGUCGACGCGUGCUGGGGCGCAGGUUACGUCGACAUGGCGGCGCAGGUGUACCACCGCAAGUUCAAGCCUGAGAUGUUUACGCGCCCCAACGACCAGUUUGGCUGGGCGCAUUUCCCCGAGAAGCCGGCGCACGCAUACCGCGAAGACGGCGCCAGCCUCACGUGGGACGAGUAUAUUGCCGGCCCGGGGCGCGGCGUGCCGCUCGCCCAGUGCUUCGGGGAGAAGGAGGGCAUCGACCCGUUCAGCCUCACGCCGGGGCGGUACAUCGCCGCUGGCUCGGACGCCGUCGUGCGCCUCCAGUUUUCGAAAGUCUGCGCGCACUGGAACAGCGAGGUGCACGGCCCGGACGGCGGGCGCGCCCCGCCGCUGGUGAUCAUGCCGCUGUGCGACCCGGCCGAGUUUGUGCCCUUCCACCACUCGCCGGACGGGUGCUGGUGGUGGCUGGACGUCGAGGCCCGGCGGCUGGGUAAACCGGGCGACCGCGCGCUCGUCGCCGUCCUCAAGACGCUCGGGGACAAGUCCGGGCGCGGGGUGAGCGCCGACGAGUUCCUGCGCCUCCACCGCCGCGUCGGAGUGUCGUUUGACACGGUCGCCGUGUGGGAACUCGUGUAG
This is a messenger RNA of Vanrija pseudolonga, 1092 nucleotides long. It is a transcript of the gene Ky, whose product is annotated as Kyphoscoliosis peptidase. The transcript has a single exon. The coding region runs from base 1 to 1092 and encodes 363 amino acids. The record is from RefSeq and is a predicted model, not a curated record. Gene Ontology annotation, cellular component: cytoplasm. Lineage: Eukaryota; Fungi; Basidiomycota; Tremellomycetes; Trichosporonales; Trichosporonaceae.